AGCAAUGGCGAGUUCGCAAAGACCCAUUUCUGUUUUGUUCGUCAUGGGCUUGGUUGCUCUGCAAGGAGUUGUACUACGCGCAGGUGCAGGUGCAGCCGAUACCUUGACUGUGGAUCAGCCGCUGUCCGGCAGCCACAGGCCACUGGUGUCCAAGAGUGGCAAGUUCGCGCUGGGGUUUUUCCAGCCAGAUAACUCACAACAUUGGUACAUCGGUAUAUGGCACAACAAAGUCCCAAAGAAAGAAUCAGUCUGGGUGGCAAACAAGAUCUCUCCUAUCUCCAACCCAGAUUUGUCACAACUGACUAUAUCAACGGAUGGCAACAUAGUCUUACUCGACCAUUCGGGGGAAAUCUGGUCCACCAACAUGACGGGCAUCACCACUUCCACGGUUGGUGUCAUCCUCGACAACGGUAACCUUGUCCUAGCAGACACGUCCAACACCUCUAUCAUCCUGUGGCAAAGCUUCGACCACUUCGGCAACACGUGGCUCCCCGGCGGUAAGGUUGGACGUGGCAGCAAGCUCACUGGUGGGAGCACACGUCUAGUCGCAUGGAAGACUUUCAAUGACCCAACUCCAGGGUUGUUCUCUCUUGUGUUGGACCCAAAUGGUACGAGUCAGUACCUCCUCAUGUGGAAUAGUACGAAGCAGUACUGGACUAGCGGCAACUGGACUGGCCGCAUUUUCACCGACGUGCCGGAGAUGACACAAACCAAUGGCCAGGUCUACACAUUUGACUAUGUCGACAGCGUGAACGAGAGCUACUUCAUGUAUAAUAGCAACGACGAAACGGUCAUCACGAGGUUUGUGGUGGAUGCUACGGGGCAGAUUCAUGUCUUCACGUGGGUAGAUGACACCAAGAACUGGAUGUUGUUCUUUUCGCAACCCAAGGCGCAAUGCGACGUGUACGCGUUGUGUGGGCCAUUUGGUGUUUGCACCGAGAAUGCAUUGGCAUCUUGUAGUUGCCUCUGUGGUUUCAGUGAGCAAUACCAGGGCCAGUGGUCACAUGGUGAUCACACUCAAGGGUGCCGAAGAAAUGUUGCUCUACAGACCAGCGGUAAUAGCUCAUGGAAUGAUAGGUUCUACACCAUGGUGAAUGUGAAGUUACCAAUCAAUGCACAUAACACCAUAGCUGCAGCAGCAUCAGGUAGCACCCAAAACUGUGAGGUUGCAUGUCUAAGCAACAGUUCAUGCACCGCUUAUUCCUUCAAUGGCAUCUGCUUCCUUUGGUACGGGGACCUCAUUAACCUACAAGAUUUGAGCAAUGUUGGUAUUAAAGGCAGCACUAUUCUAAUUCGCUUGGCUGCAUCCGAGUUCUCUGACAGAACAAAGAAAUUGGCCACCGGUGUCAAGAUCGCUGCCAUUGUUACUAGUACUAGUGCUGCUGCACUAAUAAUUGUUGUCGUUUCAGUUUUCCUUUUGAGAAGAAGGUUCAAGGGAGUGGAACAAGUCGAGGGCUCACUGAUGGCAUUCACAUAUCGUGAUUUGCAAUCUCUGACCAAAAACUUCUCCGAUAAGCUUGGCGGAGGCGCCUUUGGUUCAGUGUUCAGAGGUUCACUGCCUGAUGAAACAUUAGUGGCUGUGAAGAAACUCGAAGGAUUUCGUCAAGGGGAGAAGCAGUUUCGGGCAGAGGUGAGCACAAUUGGCACCAUUCAACACGUCAACCUAAUUCGACUACUUGGGUUUUGUUCAGAGAGAAAGAGGAGGCUUCUCGUCUAUGAAUACAUGUCAAACACCUCCUUAGACCGGUGUCUUUUUGGGAGCAAUCAACUAGUCCUAAGCUGGGGCAUGAGGUACCAGAUUGCACUAGGAAUUGCCAGGGGAUUACACUAUCUCCAUGAGAAAUGCAGGGACUGCAUCAUACAUUGUGACAUCAAACCUGAGAACAUACUCUUGAAUGAUUCGUUUGUUCCAAAAGUUGCGGACUUCGGGCUCGCGAAGCUGAUGGGACGAGACUUCAGUCGUGUCCUUACGACAAUGAGGGGCACUGUAGGGUACCUCGCACCGGAGUGGAUAACUGGCACAGCCAUCUCAGCCAAGGCGGAUGUUUAUAGCUACGGAAUGAUGUUGUUCGAGAUCAUAUCGGGCAAGAGGAACGCGAGGCAGCGACAGGAGGACAGCGAAAUGGAUUUCUUCCCAUUAUUGGCUGCUAGAAUUCUAACAAACACCGAAGGAGAGUUGAACCUGAAUUGCCUCGUGGAUAGCCGGCUGGAACUAGACAGCGGCGUAGACUUGGCUGAGGUGGAGAGAGUCUGCACGGUCGCAUGCUGGUGCAUUCAGGACGAAGAGGGUGCUAGGCCGGCCAUGGCGACGGUCGUGCAGGUUCUUGAGGGGCUUUUUGAGGUCAAUGUCCCGCCGGUUCCGAGAUCGCUUAAAUUCCUGACGGUUUAAGCUAGUUGUGGAAAGUAUUUUUCAAAGAAAUUGUCGUCAGAAUGAGAUUGGGUUCACAUGGCUCAAUUUUGCGUGUAGUGUUUCCGGUGAAUUUUACCGUACUUGCUAGCCAUGUUGUAAGCUACUACAGUGUACCACAAAAUGUCCAGCAUGCCAUGUUGCA
This is a messenger RNA of Brachypodium distachyon (stiff brome), 2552 nucleotides long. RefSeq names its product G-type lectin S-receptor-like serine/threonine-protein kinase At2g19130. Gene Ontology annotation, molecular function: ATP binding; protein serine/threonine kinase activity. Gene Ontology annotation, biological process: protein phosphorylation; recognition of pollen. The record is from RefSeq and is a predicted model, not a curated record. The transcript is spliced from 2 exons. The coding region runs from base 5 to 2389 and encodes 794 amino acids. NCBI's taxonomy places the organism in Eukaryota, Viridiplantae, Streptophyta, Magnoliopsida, Poales, Poaceae.